Sabethes cyaneus is the source of this 667-nucleotide messenger RNA. Its product is annotated as glycolipid transfer protein B. The record is from RefSeq and is a predicted model, not a curated record. The transcript has 4 exons. Gene Ontology annotation, cellular component: membrane; cytosol; cytoplasm. NCBI's taxonomy places the organism in Eukaryota, Metazoa, Arthropoda, Insecta, Diptera, Culicidae. Bases 41 to 667 code for a protein of 208 amino acids. Gene Ontology annotation, molecular function: ceramide 1-phosphate transfer activity; ceramide 1-phosphate binding. Gene Ontology annotation, biological process: intermembrane lipid transfer; ceramide transport.
CUUUUUUCGGCUGGCUAUUUUUAAAAGUUAUAUGUAAAACAUGGCAGAUAUUGAGCCAAGAAUUGAUUUUAUAAAGUUAAAAUGCUUUCCCGAAAUAGACAGCCAGAAUAAUAACAGCCAAAUCGUCACAGCGGCAUUUCUUGAAUCGGCCAAUGAAGUCAUCGAUGGCAUCGAAUCAUUUGGAAGACUUUUUGUGCCAAUUGUCAGAGAUAUGCGUGGUAACGUAAAGAGGCUGGAAGCCAAAUAUAAUGAAAAUGAUCGAGCUUUCUAUUAUUUGGAAGACCUUAUUCUUUUCGAUAAAAAUGGAAAAACAAACUCUUACGAUACCGUAACCGACGCGUUACUUUGGCUAAAACGAGCACUUGAGAUGAUAGAAAUGUUUUUUAGAAACAUGUUAGAAGAUGUCUCAUGUAGCGACAAUGUAAAACAACAUCUCAAGAAAGCAUACGAUGACGCACUUCUACCUUAUCAUGGCUUCUUGGCUCAAAAAGGUUUUCAGAUUCUUAAUCAUUACGUACCGUCGCGCACAACGUUGCUGGGCUCUGCAAAAACAAACCAGCAAAAUAUGGACGCAUUAAAUAAGUUCCUAUCAACGUUUCGAGCCAACAUUGAUUACUUGAACAAAUUUUUUGAAACACAUGAUUUUAAUAAAACAUAUAAAGUAUAA